AUGGCGUGGCGGUGCUCCGGGCGGUCCAACGCCGAACUCAUCCAGAACCUGUUCAACGCGGGCAUUAUCCAGGCCCCUCGGGUGCGCGACUCCAUGAAAUCCGUCGACCGCGCCCACUACUGCCCGUCCUCCCCGCAGGCCGCAUACGAGGACUCGCCGCAGCCGAUCGGGUACUCGGCCACCAUCUCGGCGCCGCACAUGCACGCCGCCGCGUGCGAGUCGCUGUUGCCGUUUAUGCCGGAGAAUAAGGGGGCCAAGGUGCUGGACAUCGGGUCGGGGAGCGGGUACUUGACACACGUGCUGGCGAACCUCGUCUGCGGGUCUGACGGCAAGGGAGACGGCAAGGUCGUGGGCAUCGACCACAUCAAGGGCCUCGUGGACAUGGCGCGGGAAAACAUGCAGCGGAGCCAGGAGGGCCGGUACCUGCUCGAGUCCGGCAAGGUCGAGCUCAUCACCGGCGACGGCCGCAUGGGAUACCCGGAAGGCGGACCCUACGACGCCAUCCACGUCGGUGCCGCGGCGAGUGAGCUGCAUCAGACCCUCAUUGACCAGUUAAACAAGCCCGGGCGGAUGUUCAUCCCCGUGGAAGACGUGGACGGCUGGGGCUCUCAGUGGAUCUGGGUCGUGGACAAGGACAAGGACGGCAAGGUCACCAAGAAAAAGGACAUGGGCGUCCGAUAUGUGCCGUUGACCGACGCCCCAACCUGA
This is a messenger RNA of Fonsecaea erecta, 708 nucleotides long. Its product is annotated as protein-L-isoaspartate O-methyltransferase. The transcript has a single exon. Gene Ontology annotation, biological process: protein modification process. Bases 1 to 708 code for a protein of 235 amino acids. Gene Ontology annotation, molecular function: protein-L-isoaspartate (D-aspartate) O-methyltransferase activity. Lineage: Eukaryota; Fungi; Ascomycota; Eurotiomycetes; Chaetothyriales; Herpotrichiellaceae. Gene Ontology annotation, cellular component: cytoplasm. The record is from RefSeq and is a predicted model, not a curated record.